This is a messenger RNA of Cryptomeria japonica (Japanese cedar), 1123 nucleotides long. Its product is annotated as cytochrome f-like. Gene Ontology annotation, molecular function: iron ion binding; heme binding; electron transfer activity. Gene Ontology annotation, cellular component: chloroplast; thylakoid membrane. Gene Ontology annotation, biological process: photosynthesis. Lineage: Eukaryota; Viridiplantae; Streptophyta; Pinopsida; Cupressales; Cupressaceae. Bases 143 to 1108 code for a protein of 321 amino acids. The record is from RefSeq and is a predicted model, not a curated record. The transcript has a single exon.
UCUUUUUUACUUUUUUUAGGGCGAUACUUCUUAUUUUUUAGCUUUAGGUUUAAUAUAGUAGCAGAAUUGCAGGCAGGUAACUAUGAUAGUUACCUACCACCAUUUUAUUUAAAAUAAAAGAAUUGUAACAAAAAAUUGAACUAUGCAAAAUAGAAAAACUUAUGAUGACUGGGUGAAAAAGUGGAUAACUCAAUCAAUUUCCGUCUUAAUAAUGAUAGAUAUAAUGACUCGCACAUCUAUUGCAAAUGCAUAUCCCAUUUUUGCACAGCAAGCUUAUGAGAAUCCUCGAGAAGCAACUGGGCGUAUUGUAUGUGCCAAUUGUCAUUUGGCUAAAAAACCUGUGGAGAUUGAAGUUCCACAGUCCGUGCUUCCUGAUAUCGUUUUUGAAGCAGUUGUUAAAAUACCCUAUGAUAAGCAAAUAAAACAAGUUCUUGCUAAUGGUAAGAAAGGGACUUUAAAUGUAGGAGCUGUUCUUAUUUUACCCGAAGGUUUCGAAUUAGCUCCUCCGGAUCGUAUUUAUCCUGAGAUUAAGGAAAAAAUAGGUGAUCUUUAUUUUCAAAACUAUCGUCCCAAUCAAAAAAAUAUUCUAAUAAUAGGUCCUGUUCCUGGUCAAAAAUAUAGUGAAAUUGUAUUUCCUAUCCUUUCACCAAAUCCCGCUACUAAUAAAGCAGCUCACUUCCUGAAAUAUCCCAUAUAUGUAGGUGGUAAUAGAGGAAGAGGACAAAUUUAUCCCGAUGGGAGCAAAAGCAACAAUACAGUCUAUAACGCUUCAGCAACGGGUAAAGUAAGUAAAAUUGCGCGUAAAGAAAAGGGUGGAUAUCAAAUAACUAUUGAUAAUCCAUCAGACGGUCGACAAGUGGUUGACUUUGUACCUCCGGGACCGGAACUUCUUGUUUCAGAAGGCGAAUUCAUCAAGGCGGAUCAGUCGUUAACGAAUAACCCUAAUGUGGGUGGAUUUGGUCAGGAAAAUGCAGAAAUAGUACUUCAAGAUCCUUUACGUGUUCAAGGUCUUUUAUUAUUCUUAGCAUCUGUCGUUUUAGCACAGAUAUUUCUGGUUCUUAAGAAGAAACAAUUUGAGAAAGUUCAAUUGGUCGAAAUGAAUUUUUAGGCGCAUAAAAGUGAA